Molecule: messenger RNA, 536 nt
Organism: Meleagris gallopavo (turkey)
Lineage: Eukaryota; Metazoa; Chordata; Aves; Galliformes; Phasianidae
Source: RefSeq, a predicted model, not a curated record
GGAGCCGCCUGAGCAGCCUCACCCUGGGCAGCGUAGAGGGGCUGGGGGGGACCAAGGGUCUCUGUGAGGUUGUCCCACAGAGCCUCGCUGGGCUGGGGAUGACGCAGAGACUGUUUGCUCUCUUGCAGAUGGAGUGCUCCGAGGAGCUGGAGAGCAGGCUCCUGACCCAGCCUUGGGCUUCUGUUUGCUUUGACGAGUCCACUUUUAUUGCCAAAGCUUGCUUCGGGGAUACAGGCUACAUGCUGCUGAUCUCCGACCUCAGCGGUGUCUGGUACGAGAGUGCCGACACGGAGGCUGUGGGGCAAAGGUCCAAGGAGCUGAACAAGCGGCUGACGGCCCACGUCUCCUCGGUCUUGCAGCGCCUGCACGGCCUCCUGAGCCCCGUGCUGGCAGGGCAGCCGCACGCCGCCACCUCCUUCUCCUGCCAGCGCCCGGGCGGCGGGCUCAGCCUGCGCGUGAGGAGCGAGCUCUCGGGGCUGCCCUUCUACUGGGACUUCCGCUGCCGCCCCGCUCCCGUGGCGACGGUUGAGGCGGAC